Messenger RNA from Helicoverpa zea (corn earworm), 8277 nucleotides. RefSeq names its product kinesin-like protein Klp98A (gene Klp98A). Gene Ontology annotation, molecular function: microtubule motor activity; microtubule binding; phosphatidylinositol binding. The record is from RefSeq and is a predicted model, not a curated record. Gene Ontology annotation, biological process: microtubule-based movement. The coding region runs from base 833 to 4843 and encodes 1336 amino acids. Lineage: Eukaryota; Metazoa; Arthropoda; Insecta; Lepidoptera; Noctuidae. The transcript is spliced from 18 exons.
CUGACACGUGCUGCCGCUGCACUGCCGCGUCACGCUGCGCGGCGGCACCGCCACCCUCGCGCCCGCGCCGCACGCGCAGUGCUGGCUCAACACCGUGCUCAUCGACAAGCCGGCCAAGCUCAGUCAGGGUGAGUACUGACACGUGCUGCCGCUGCACUGCCGCGUCACGCUGCGCGGCGGCACCGCCACCCUCGCGCCCGCGCCGCACGCGCAGUGCUGGCUCAACACCGUGCUCAUCGACAAGCCGGCCAAGCUCAGUCAGGGUGAGUACUGACACGUGCUGCCGCUGCACUGCCGCGUCACGCUGCGCGGCGGCACCGCCACCCUCGCGCCCGCGCCGCACGCGCAGUGCUGGCUCAACACCGUGCUCAUCGACAAGCCGGCCAAGCUCAGUCAGGGUGAGUACUGACACGUGCUGCCGCUGCACUGCCGCGUCACGCUGCGCGGCGGCACCGCCACCCUCGCGCCCGCGCCGCACGCGCAGUGCUGGCUCAACACCGUGCUCAUCGACAAGCCGGCCAAGCUCAGUCAGGGUGAGUACUGACACGUGCUGCCGCUGCACUGCCGCGUCACGCUGCGCGGCGGCACCGCCACCCUCGCGCCCGCGCCGCACGCGCAGUGCUGGCUCAACACCGUGCUCAUCGACAAGCCGGCCAAGCUCAGUCAGGGUGAGUACUGACACGUGCUGCCGCUGCACUGCCGCGUCACGCUGCGCGGCGGCACCGCCACCCUCGCGCCCGCGCCGCACGCGCAGUGCUGGCUCAACACCGUGCUCAUCGACAAGCCGGCCAAGCUCAGUCAGGGCUGUAUCCUGCUCUUGGGCCGUACGAACAUGUUCCGCUACAACGACCCGGCGGAGGCCGCCAAGCUGCGGCAGGAGGGCAGUGCCUCCGCCAUGAACCUGUCGCGCCUCUCCCUGCUGUCGUGGUCCACCACCGACCUGGCAGCUAGCACUGAGAACCUUAACACUACGCUAUCGGACCUGGAGAGCGAGAUCCGCUGCGAGCGAAUAGAAGCGCAGAGAGCGGAACUGGAGCGAGAGCGGCAACAGUUCCUCCUUCAGCAGGAGGAGCGGCAACGUCGCUGGCACGCCGAGCGCGAGGAGCUCAUACAGGCGCAGAGGAAGCUGGACGAGGAGCGUGAAGCGAUGGAGCGCGAGUACGCGGCGGCAUGCCGCAGGUUGUCGGGCGACUGGCGAGCGUUAGAGCGCGGCUGGGGACAGCGCCGCAGAGCGUUGCGGUGCCGACAGCGCGAGCUCGCCGCACGGUCGUUACGCCUUGCCGCGCUUACCGACACGCAUAGGACUGCGGCAGAGGGCGAGGAAGGCCGAGUGGCCGCGCUCCGAUCGCGAGUCGACUCCAAGAAGGCGACUUUACAAGAAUACGUCGCUUCCAGUGUGAAACAGCUCUUGGAUAGUGGAUGUAAGCUGGAUGAGAGUUCGACCCCAAGUCCGGACAGUCCGGCUUCAGAGACGAGUACUGAGAGUCUGAUGCAUCUGCUGCAACAGUGCGAGCCUAAAGUGGCGUCCAGCAUCAAGGAGACCGUCGAGAGACAUAAAAAGGAGCUAGUAGAACUAGAAGAAGAGCUACAAACCCGCGUGGCAUCGGUAGCGUCUCAUCGCGUGAAGAUCGAGAGGUUACAAGCGGAACUGGCGUUACUGGGCACGCAGGAGCUGGGGCUCAAACACGCGCUCGCCUCCGACCUAGCCCCUAACGCUGCACGAGGAGUGGACGGCGAGAGCGACGCGUCUCCGCUAGAAGGCGUGAAGCGCAGCAAGUCGGAGCUGGUGCUGCGGCGAACUCCCCGCGAGGACGUCAUGGAGCCGCUCUCCGCCGACGAGCGGGAGGACUACCGCCUCAAGCGGGUCAAUCUCAGCCUGAGUCUCGACCCUCUCGCGUCCCCCAACUCGACUCUGAACACGGAGGAAACCUUCCACACGGCCACUUCAUCCCCCAAGAAGUUCCCCGAGUGGGGGGAGGGGGACGCGGCCACGGAGCCCGCUGUCCCGCGCCCCGCCACCAACUUCCGCCUCGGACCCGUGCCUAAUGCGGAUGAUAGUGACGACAUGUCCAGCACUGAGGAUUAUCAUAAGCCCCGGAUAGUGGAGGGACAAUCGUCGAGUUCGGUGGAGCGGUCGCCGGAGGAACGCCACCAGAGAGCCAAGUACAAAAGGAGGGUGCCAGGCGAAGGCAAGCCGGGCCGGCGCCAGGUGACGGAGGUGGAGGCUCUGCGCGCGAUGCAGCGGCUGUGCUCGCGCAUCGCCUCGCAGAAGAUGCUCGUCAUCUCCUCGCUCGAGAACGACUGCUCCAAGGAGGAGCUUAAUCGACAGAUUGCCGUUCUUCAAGAGCUCCAGAAGAAGUACGUGCGCCUAGAGAUGGCGCUGCAGUACUCGUUCUUCGACAACCAGUCGCGGCGGCCCAUGAUGGUCACCCCCAUACAGGAGACGCCUUCCCUCACGCUGUCCGAGAGCGACAUGCAGGUCGCCACGGAUGACGACGUCACGGAGAACGGACAUGUCCGAGACCCGCUGCUGCACAGGUUAAAAGAGCAAGAACUAGAAGGAUCAGAUAACGUGUCGACCUCCAACGACGAGUUACCUUCAGAGAGCCACGAGCCCGCCUGGGAGGACCCGCUGCGGUGUCGCGUGCGGCCCGACCGACUCGAGCGAUCCGAGCGAUCCGACCGGCUCGAGCGAUCCGACCGAUCCGACCGACUCGAGCGAUCCGACCGUAUUGAGCGGCUCGAGCGACGGGAAUUGUCCAACCACGAUUUAUCGUUACCCGACCCCACGAUAAGUCCAGGACUGUCGCAUCCUAUAGACUUCAACGAGGUGGUGCACAUCCCGGGCUGGGUGACGCGCGGCGCCGGCGCCCGCACGCACCAGGAGUACGAGGUGCGCGUGGUGCUGGGCGCGCACUGCCGCUGGCUGCUGCUGCGCCGCUACCGCCGCUUCCGCGACCUCUGCCUCAGCAUGCGCCGCCUCUACGGUCCCAAGGUACAGUGCUGCACUGCAGCUGCAGUCAGGAGUACGAGGUGCGCGUGGUGCUGGGCGCGCACUGCCGCUGGCUGCUGCUGCGCCGCUACCGCCGCUUCCGCGACCUCUGCCUCAGCAUGCGCCGCCUCUACGGUCCCAAGGUACAGUGCUGCACUGCAGCUGCAGUCAGGAGUACGAGGUGCGCGUGGUGCUGGGCGCGCACUGCCGCUGGCUGCUGCUGCGCCGCUACCGCCGCUUCCGCGACCUCUGCCUCAGCAUGCGCCGCCUCUACGGUCCCAAGGUACAGUGCUGCACUGCAGCUGCAGUCAGGAGUACGAGGUGCGCGUGGUGCUGGGCGCGCACUGCCGCUGGCUGCUGCUGCGCCGCUACCGCCGCUUCCGCGACCUCUGCCUCAGCAUGCGCCGCCUCUACGGUCCCAAGGUACAGUGCUGCACUGCAGCUGCAGUCAGGAGUACGAGGUGCGCGUGGUGCUGGGCGCGCACUGCCGCUGGCUGCUGCUGCGCCGCUACCGCCGCUUCCGCGACCUCUGCCUCAGCAUGCGCCGCCUCUACGGUCCCAAGGUACAGUGCUGCACUGCAGCUGCAGUCAGGAGUACGAGGUGCGCGUGGUGCUGGGCGCGCACUGCCGCUGGCUGCUGCUGCGCCGCUACCGCCGCUUCCGCGACCUCUGCCUCAGCAUGCGCCGCCUCUACGGUCCCAAGGUACAGUGCUGCACUGCAGCUGCAGUCAGGAGUACGAGGUGCGCGUGGUGCUGGGCGCGCACUGCCGCUGGCUGCUGCUGCGCCGCUACCGCCGCUUCCGCGACCUCUGCCUCAGCAUGCGCCGCCUCUACGGUCCCAAGGUACAGUGCUGCACUGCAGCUGCAGUCAGGAGUACGAGGUGCGCGUGGUGCUGGGCGCGCACUGCCGCUGGCUGCUGCUGCGCCGCUACCGCCGCUUCCGCGACCUCUGCCUCAGCAUGCGCCGCCUCUACGGUCCCAAGGUACAGUGCUGCACUGCAGCUGCAGUCAGGAGUACGAGGUGCGCGUGGUGCUGGGCGCGCACUGCCGCUGGCUGCUGCUGCGCCGCUACCGCCGCUUCCGCGACCUCUGCCUCAGCAUGCGCCGCCUCUACGGUCCCAAGGUACAGUGCUGCACUGCAGCUGCAGUCAGGAGUACGAGGUGCGCGUGGUGCUGGGCGCGCACUGCCGCUGGCUGCUGCUGCGCCGCUACCGCCGCUUCCGCGACCUCUGCCUCAGCAUGCGCCGCCUCUACGGUCCCAAGGUACAGUGCUGCACUGCAGCUGCAGUCAGGAGUACGAGGUGCGCGUGGUGCUGGGCGCGCACUGCCGCUGGCUGCUGCUGCGCCGCUACCGCCGCUUCCGCGACCUCUGCCUCAGCAUGCGCCGCCUCUACGGUCCCAAGGUGGCGGCGAUCCCGUUCCCGGGGCGCACGCUGUGGGCGGGCGAGGCGGUGUGCCGCGCGCGGCGGGCGGCGCUGGAGCUGUGGCUGCGGCGCCUGCUGGCCGCCGCCGCCGCCGACCCGCGCUGCCCCUUCCGCCAGCCCGACCGCCCGCUCACGCGCGACGCCCUCGUCAGCUUCUCGCCUUUCUUCCGCAAGGGCGUGUUCGAGAGCGGCAAGUGCGGCACGGGAUGAUGGCGGGCGCCGCUCGCCACGUGGGCGGCGCUGGGGACUGCAGUCACCGCGCUGCUGCACGCGCUGCUCGCCGUGGCCGCGCUGCUGCUGCACUGCGCCGCGCUGCUGGCGCUGCUGCUGUACCGCGCUGCUACGCGCCGCUGACUGUACGUACACGCUACUGUCCACGACCACGGUGCAAGUAGCUAUAAUCAUCGGCAGGGAUAUUGAGCCCUGACCUUCACCUGCGCAGAAGCGAUUUAUUGGUUUAUUGCCUUAUGUGUACAGUGCGCAAAGCGAUCCCCACUCUUCCGCCGAGAGCUCAAUAUCCGUGCCGAUAACUAUACACCAGGUUAACAUGUGACGAGUGAAGGCGGAAACACGCUUAGCGUUCGUUCAGACAAACCGGCUCGGAGAGGAGAGCAAAUUCUUAACACGUUGAAAAUUGAGUACUUAGUAUUUGUGUAUUAAGGUUUAUUUUCGGAUGUGUACUGCUUUUGUCAUUAAGAAUGCUAGAAGGCGCUCGGUGUGAAAUAAUAAGAGGAGCCGACCGGCUCCGAUCGUGUACUUUUUCUCGGUCUUGCUGACGUUUGGCUCCAAUUGCAUCUCACGCAGCCGAUCGGAGCGGAUCGGAGCCGAAUCCGGUAUGUGUGAAAAGAAAAAUGCGCGCCGAUGCUCUCCGAGCCCGUCUGUUUGAACGGACCCUUAGUGUUCGUUCACACAGACGGAAUCAACUCCGAUCGACUGAAAGACCAUGCAAUUGGAGCCGAACGUCUGCAAGACCGAGAAAAAGUACGCGAUCGGAGCCAGUCAGCUCCUCUUAUUAUUUCACACCAAGCGCCUUCGAGCAUUCUCAAUGACAAAUCAGUGCACAUGCAAAAAUAAACCUUACUACAAAUACUAAGUACUCGAUUUUCAACGUGUUAAGAAUUUGCUCUCCUCGCCGAGCCGGUCUGUCUGACGGACCCCGCGUCAUACGUGUUUCGUGCAUUUAAUAUGGUUAGAGACAUAUUUGUCUGUCGUGUUGUGUCGCAAUACAUGUAAUUAAAUGUAUGAAACACGACACGUAAGUGUGUUUCCACCUUUACAAGAGCACGUGUGAGUAUCUAGCUUUGAUACAUGCGCGAGUCGCUGGACCCGACCGUCUUUAAAAUGCAUGUAACCUGCGCAUGUGCCUCAACAUGCGCUAGCUACUUGCACCGUGUAGAUGCACCCUAACUCGAGCCGACUGGUCACCAUAAGUAGCUGAACAAAUAUUAUUUGUUAUUAACAUUAUAACAAUAACAAAUAAUAGUUGCUAAUGUAUAUUAACAUUAUAACAAAUAAUGUAUAAUAUACAUUUUCAAAACUACUAAACACAUAACCAGAGUAUUUAUUUACUUUUUUGAACCUUACGAUGUUGAGUAAAUUUUGGUUUUUGUUAAGAAAUUAUGAUCUUUUACGUUGUUAGGCACAUUAGAAGAUUUUCGCCUUGUUGAGCUACUUAUGAUGAUGACCGUACCAACUUUUAUACUCCAUUUGAGUAGAUAAAUAGAUAGGUAUACAUUAUUAGGUAUACCAAUUUUUAUAUUUUUGAUCUUACAACUAAGUAAAAUAGGUGACAUAGAGCCACUUAACUAACGAUAAACAGUGUUGCUAUGACAUUUUAUUCAAAAAUGUUGUUCAAAAAUAUACUACGGCUAAAAAUCAAUGUAUGUAUUUGUAACAAUUAAUGUUUAUGUUAAUUUAUUUUAUAUAUAUUUGUGUAAGAACUCCUAUCAAGAUUGUUUAUUUUUAGACAAGUGCUAACUCAAAUGGAGUGUCGGCGACAGUACCUACAUAACGCGUAGUUUGUAUAUUUAAUAUGAAGUCUCGCGACCAUAUGUACAGUGAUACUAAGGUGACAGUAGCGCGUACCAAGCAGAGAGCAAGCCGUGAUGUGGGCAAGUCCUUCUAGACUGUGUAAGCUAUAGAGGCCGUCUCGCAGCCGAACCACACACACAUCGGUCAUUAAAUGUCAUAUAUAUCAUUUAAUUCGUAAAUUUAAUAUUUCUAACUAUAUUACCAUCGUUUUAUAGAAAUGGAAUAGAUAUUUUUGUUGCUAUAAAACAGUGUCACUUAUUAUAAGAAUACUAAGAAAGCUUUUUUAAACUAUUUUAACGCAAUUUUUGCGUUUGUGAGCGAGAGUCUAUAGUUUAUAUAACUUGCAGACGACUAGACCAAAUAAGCCAGUAUAUGUCGGUUCUGAUUCAGAUUUUACGAUUCAUAUUGUUAAAUUUCUAAAAAGGUGACGUCUUCCAAUCGCACUUAAUUUCGCGCCAAUUUAAUGUAGAACCAAAUUGUGUUCAUUGUACAAGGCCUAUUCGAUGUUUUUUUUUUGUCGUGGCCUUGAUUUGAAAAGCAUGAAUAAUUUGUUGAAACUAUUACCAACUUUGUAAAUUAUAACUGACUGAAUCAAGAAAGAGAGGAUAUUUUGACAAUAUUAAUAUUGCGAAAACUUAUAACAAACAUUGAAUAUAGCUGAAUAAUAAUAGUGCUUUUAAAAUGCAAAUGACCGAUGUAUGAUAUAUAGUGCUUUUAAAAUGCAAAUGGCCGAUGUAUGAUAUAAGUUAGUGCUGCGAGACACCUCCACACAUUAUACAUUCAUUUCUGACUAUGUUAUAGUUAUUCCAUUUUUUAAAAGACAUUGUUUUUUACGCAAUAUUUUGUGUGAUCAUAUUUCAUGUGUUAAUCAAAAAUAUUUACUUUUUUAUGAAGUUAGAAGUAACCGUUUGAUGACUGGGAACUAUGACCCAAGUUCAUUGACAACACAAGCUACCAUUUUGCUUGAACAAUUUUUUUAAUGCGAAACUUCUAUCGACGUGACAAUUCAUGGUAAACAGUUGUUUGAAAACUGAUGUUAUAAUAUUGUGCUGCAUGUAAAUAGGUAUAUGAAAUUCGUGAAAGGAUUUCAUUUAAUUAGUUUAAAUGAAAAAGUACUUUAGACAUUAAUUUGACAGAAAAAGACAAAAUGCGAAAUAACUUUAUUAAAACAAUGCUUUUUAAAAAAAUACCAAGUAAAUAUUUUUGAAUUAACACAUUAAAAAAUGUUUUGUAAUAGAUCCGUAAACAUAUCGUUUUUUUUUAAUAAUUUUAAUGGAUUAUUAUCUGUAUAUUGUGCAAUGAUUAGUUCCUAAGAUAUUAGUUUCAGUUUCUAGAGGACAAACCCCUUUACAUAUAGAGACACUUAGUUCAGUAGGAGCCGGGCGCAUAAAUAUGUAUGUGAAGGCAUCAAAUGUCCAUAUAUUUAUGCGUUUGGUUAUUUUAACUCAGUGAAUCAACUUCCAAACUACUAACACAGCUUACUUUAAUUACGAAGUUGUUUUACUGUUUUCUUUUUACAGUGAACUUCUAUUUGCAAGGUGACAUUUUUAAUUCCUACGGUUAUAUGCAUUUAGAGUCGUCUUUUUUUCGAUUUUUAGUCUGUAAAUAGUAAAAAACAGGGUGUUGAUUUUUCAUCAGUCUUUUUCUCGGCAAAAAAUCGAAAUUGCUACCUUGUUUUUAAAAUGUCCACUGUAGUGUCUCUCUAUGUAAUAAGCCUGUAUAAAGCCAAGCCCAAAUUGAGAAGUAUAUUUUUGUACGUGGCGAGUUUGAAGUGAGAUCCCGUGCCUAGCUGAGGCAAACAUAGUUAAUAAAGUAAUAUAUUUAGAGUUA